Molecule: messenger RNA, 518 nt
Organism: Drosophila teissieri
Lineage: Eukaryota; Metazoa; Arthropoda; Insecta; Diptera; Drosophilidae
Exons: 3
Coding region: 69-413 (114 amino acids)
Source: RefSeq, a predicted model, not a curated record
GAUCUAAUGCAUCGAAAUGAAUGGAUUUCAUAAAUAUAUUCUGAUUUUUCUUUGUGGUGAGACAAGACAUGAAUGCCGACAGCCAAGUAAAGGAGGACAUCAAGUUAUUUUUAACGAAGUUUAAAAAUCUGGCUGUACAAUCUUCAGGCAUUUUGCAGGACAGCAAGUCAGAUGUAAACAGCACCUCCCAAGAAUUUUGCAUGAAAACUAACGAAAGGGCGCACCGCUUUAAAAGGAUUAUUGACCUGCAGAAACAGCUUAUCCUUAAAUUGCAAUCCCAAUUGCUGGAAAAAGUUCUCAAUUGCAGCAAUCUCAGGCAAAGAGUUCGCAGGCUCAGUGCAAGUUACAUGAACUUAAAGUCCGAGUUUGAAGAACUGAAGCCGAAAAACACCAAGAUGCCGAUUACUUUAUAAUAACAAAUGUUGAUUUGUUGGAUUGAACAAUAUUAAUAAUUAAUUGAUGAAAUAGACCAUGAAUUUAUUUUAGAGCUUGACGCACUUUUUUAUAUCCUUCGGGCA